UCCACUGAUGAAAUUUGGCGAAAUAUUUUCACGUAAAAUUCAAAAUGAAAUAUAUCAACAAUAAGCCCAUGACUUUUUGUGUGUAAUAGGUUUAUAGAAUGUCAUUCUAUCUGCAGUGUAGAGUGUGUAGGAAUCCUGUUGUGAAGGAAGAUCAGCUUGUAGAUAGUUACAAAGCAGGAUUCAAAGUAUGUGACAAUAGCACAGUAUGGUAUAUAAGAGAAGACAGUAUGCCUGAUUGGGUGUCUGAGGCAGUCAUCAAGGAAUCGUGGCAGAAAGGGAAGUUGUGUUGUCCAAAGUGUAAUGGUAAACUGGGAUCAUUCAACUUUAUCAAGAUACUUACAUGUCAACAAUGUGACAAUCAUCAACUGCCACCUGUUCAUAUACUUAGAGACAGAGUGGAUAAAAAGAUUUUAGCAGUCACGUCAUGUAUUUCUCCAGAUAAUGCCACUAUUGGAAGCCUGCAUCAGGUAUUAACACCUUCAAGUGAAAGCCUGCAUCAGGUAUUCACACCUAGAAUUUAUCCUGAUGGAACCAAUACAUGUAGUAGAACAUUGAUUGGUAUGGAUCAUCAGCAUGUAACUUCUUUGCUGGGUGCUCAUGUUGUUAACUCUAAUGAACUUCCAGUCAGUCCUAAAAUGGUGGCACAACACAAAACAGAUUCACCCAAUCAUGAUUGCUAUAUGAUCAAUAAUAAUGAUCAAUCUGUGAUUAAUGAUGAGGUCAUGAUUGAUCGGGUUGAUGAAUAUGGAUCAGAUAUUGAUGAUACAAACUCUGAUUUUUGCCCAGAAGAUUUUAUCAAGAUUAGGGAUGCAGAAUGUUUAGAUGAACCCACAUCUGAGUCAAAAAGAACUAUCUUUGAUCCGUACAAAGAAAUGUCCCAGAAUGAUCUCAAUGGCUUUCAGGCUCCAUCAAAAGACCAUUGUGUAGAUCAAGCAGUGACAUUUUCCUGUUUAAGAGUUGCUGAGGAAAAUGUUUUAGCGACACAUAAUGAUGAAAUGGAUGAAUGGAAUGACAGUAAUCUUGAACAAGACAAAAGCAAUGAAAAACUUGAGAGAGUUCAGGAUUUUGGGCAGACAACUAUGGCCAUGUCUUUCAAAACCGACUGUGAUACUUUUCAAAUGCAUUCUCUUCCUAGUGGCAAUGAACACAAAAGUACUAAUGUCACUCAUAUACAAAGUGAUUCUGGUGAAGAUUAUACUUUCACCAGUAAUACACACCAUUUACUACAAGAUUUCAGUUCAACUGUUCUUACUGAAUCUAGUCAAAUUAUCAAUAGGACAUAUGAAGAAGAAACUAAUGGCCUUCAGAUGGAACAACAAACAAAUGUAAUCCUAUCUGAACCAUUUGAUACUUAUCAGGAAAACAUAACCCAUUCAGAUUCACGCGGGCUUGAUGAGCAACACUUUAUAGAAACAAAUGCAGAAAUUCUUACUGAAGAGUUAGAAAGCCAGGCGCCAAGUAAUAGCAGGCUUCAGAGGUCCGUAGAUACCAUUAUAGGUGACCAGUCUGUAUUUGAGGAAAGUCGUGCACCAAAUGGAGAAGAUGAAAGUCUUGUGCCAAUUUCAUUUGAUGAAAAUCCUGUGCCAAAUUUGUUUGAGGAAAGUCCUGUGGCAAAUGAAGAUGAUGGAGACAUAGAUGUAGAUGUGGAUAUACCUGUUGAUUUUCUGACGUUCUCUGAGAAUGCUGAGAGGAGUAGGAGGAGGAGACCAAACAGGAGAUCAAGAAGGGAAAACAAGGGAAAAAGAAAAGAGAAAAAAGAACUGCCAAAGACUGAAAAUGUGUAUGAAACCUGGUUUGUUGAUUUCCCAGAUGAACAUUUAUGUCCCGUCUGCUUUGACUUGUUUUGUGAACCCCAUGCCUGCUCUCCAUGUGACCAUGUGAUGUGUGAAGCAUGUCUGAGACGUGUUGGUCACAAGAACGUUUACAAUACUCCAUGUCCAAUGUGUAGACAGCUGAUUGUACAGUGUAUCAAGAAAAUAGAACUGGUUAAAACUUUGAAGGAUUUUUACCCUGAAGAGUACCGAGCCAGACUACGGGAACAGAGAAAGUAUCUAAAUGACAGGUUUAGUCCACUACCUCAUAGGAGAACAGCAUUAGCCCAGAGUCAAGAGGACAUCAGAAACAGGAUUCUAGGACAAAGAAACAAUCUACAACCUCACAGAGCCAAAAUAUAUCUAGCUGGUUUUGUCCUCCUUAUAAUGAUAGUACCAGUGAUGUCAUUGGGAAAAGCUGUUGUUAACUCUGCCAUAGGUUUGGUGCAAGAUAUCUGGACAUGGUUAUGAAAUGGCAUCUUUUAUUCAGAAAUCAUGCAUUGUAUAUCAAUUUUUCAUGGAAUUUGUGGUUGCAGGUCAACCAAGAAAUUAAAUGUUCAAAGAAUAACAAAUUUGCCAUAAAGAUUAUAUUAUGUAGAUUUUGGCAAAACCAGGAAAUUGAUGUUUUCCUACCGGUUAUUCCACAAAAAUAGAAGAAGUCACAGUAUACUGUAAAUUCAGAAAUUAUUGCUUCCAUUUAUUAU
This is a messenger RNA of Mytilus trossulus (common blue mussel), 2515 nucleotides long. RefSeq lists its product as uncharacterized. The coding region runs from base 99 to 2282 and encodes 727 amino acids. NCBI's taxonomy places the organism in Eukaryota, Metazoa, Mollusca, Bivalvia, Mytilida, Mytilidae. The transcript is spliced from 7 exons. The record is from RefSeq and is a predicted model, not a curated record. Gene Ontology annotation, cellular component: endoplasmic reticulum membrane. Gene Ontology annotation, biological process: serotonin metabolic process; positive regulation of proteasomal ubiquitin-dependent protein catabolic process; protein polyubiquitination. Gene Ontology annotation, molecular function: ubiquitin protein ligase activity; ubiquitin conjugating enzyme binding.